Trichoderma citrinoviride is the source of this 2070-nucleotide messenger RNA. RefSeq names its product acid phosphatase. The record is from RefSeq and is a predicted model, not a curated record. Lineage: Eukaryota; Fungi; Ascomycota; Sordariomycetes; Hypocreales; Hypocreaceae. The transcript has 4 exons. The coding region runs from base 1 to 2070 and encodes 689 amino acids. Gene Ontology annotation, molecular function: acid phosphatase activity; metal ion binding.
AUGAAGUCCGCGGCUCUCUUGGGAGCCAUUCUUGCCGUCGCCGUUGAUGCGGUGCCAACCGUGGACGAGCUCUAUCCUUAUACGGGACCUAAAGUGCCAGUUGGUGACUGGAUUGACCCCACGGUAAAGGGAAAUGGGAAAGGAUUUGUACGACUGGUCGAGCCACCGGCUGUGAAGUCAGCGUCUGCCAAUCCGACCAACAACGUCAAUGUGAUUUCGGUCUCAUACAUCCCCAAUGGCAUCAACAUUCAUUAUCAGACGCCGUUUGGAUUGGGAGAGGCCCCUUCCGUCGUCUGGGGACUCAGUGCAUCUGAACUCAGCAAUACGGCUACUGGGAAAUCUGUGACAUACGGCCGUACCCCUCCUUGCUCUUUCGCUGUGACUACCCAGUGCAGCGAGUUCUUCCACGAUGUCCAGAUCGCCAACCUGAAGGCUGGUACUACCUACUACUACCAGAUCCCGGCAGCUAAUGGCACCACUGCAUCUGACGUUCUGUCUUUCAAGACGGCGCAGGAGGCGGGAGACUCCUCCGAGUUCACCAUUGCAGUUGUUAAUGAUAUGGGUUACACCAAUGCUGGCGGGACUUACAAGUACCUCAACGAAGCUGUCAGCGACGGCGCCGCCUUCAUUUGGCACGGAGGCGACAUCAGUUAUGCCGAUGACUGGUACUCAGGCAUCCUUCCUUGCGAGAGCGACUGGCCGGUCUGCUACAAUGGCACCUCGACUCAGCUUCCUGGAGGUGGCGAUGUUCCGAAGGAGUACGAUACGCCUCUUCCCAAGGGAGAAGUUGCCAACCAGGGUGGCCCACAGGGCGGAGAUAUGAGUGUGUUGUACGAGUCCAACUGGGACUUGUGGCAGCAAUGGAUGAACUCUGUGACUCUCAAGGCUCCUUACAUGGUGCUGCCCGGUAACCACGACGCCAGCUGCGCCGAAUUCGAUGGCCCCGGAAACGUUCUCACAGCUUACCUAAACAAGGGCCAGCCUAAUGGAACUGCAGCCAAGUCUUCACUCACCUAUUACAGCUGCCCUCCUUCUCAAAGGUACGUCUCAAGGAACUUCACUGCGUUCCAGAACCGCUUUCGCAUGCCCGGAGCUGAGACUGGAGGUGUUGGUAACUUCUGGUACUCGUUCGACUAUGGCCUGGCGCAUUUCGUGUCCAUUGAUGGCGAGACGGACUACGCAGACAGCCCCGAGUGGCCAUUUGCUAGGGAUAUCAAGGGAAGCCAAGCGCACCCAUUUGCUAACCAGACAUUUGUCACCGACAGUGGCCCCUUUGGCACUGUUGAUGGCGACUACAACGACAACAAGGCUUAUGAGCAGUACAAAUGGCUGAAGAAGGACUUGGAGAGUGUUGACCGCUGCAAAACGCCCUGGGUUAUUGCCAUGAGCCACCGUCCGUUCUACAGCUCCGAGGUCUCCUCUUACCAGAAGAGCAUUCGUGCGGCUUUUGAGGACCUGAUGCUGCAGAAUGGCGUCGAUCUUUAUAUCUCUGGACACGUCCACUGGUAUGAGCGCCUUCUGCCUCUUGGAAGUAAUGGUACUAUUGACCAGGCCUCCAUCAUCAACAACAAUACCUACUGGACAAACCCGGGUGUUUCAAUGGCCCAUAUCAUCAACGGAGCCGCAGGCAACGUUGAGAGCCACAGCACUCUUGGCACAAGCCCUCUGCAGAGCUUCACCACUUACCUCGACCAGCAAAACUUCGGAUUUGGUGGAUUGACUGUUCACAACGCUACAGCUCUUUCAUGGAGCUAUAUCCAUGGCUCCGACGGCACGACUGGUGACAAACUCACUCUGUUGAAGCGAAAGUCUUUUAACGGUACUUGCGACUCAUCAGGCGGCUCUUCCUCAUCUACCAGGGUGGCUACGGCGACAGCUUACCCCGCGACAGAGACGGCGCCUGGUUUUCCCGCGAGAUGGAAUACUACCGUCGCUACCGGAGGAGCGCCGUCAACUCCGGCGACUGGUGUUGCUGCCGCCCCCACUGUGCCCGUUGGCAGCAGCGCAAGCCGCGCGCUGGUUCUACCGAGCUUGGCCGGCGUUGCCAUGGCUCUGCUCUCGUUUCUGUAG